GCAUUUCCUACCCCACGAAUGGCUACUCAGAGGAAGCACUUGGUGAAAGAUUUCAAUCCUCAUAUCACCUGCUAUAUCUGUAAAGGCUAUCUCAUCAAGCCAACUACAGUAACUGAGUGCCUCCAUACCUUUUGUAAGACUUGUAUUGUUCAACACUUUGAAGACAGCAAUGACUGUCCCAGGUGUGGCAACCAAGUGCAUGAGACCAAUCCACUAGAAAUGUUAAGGCUGGAUAACACCUUAGAGGAAAUUAUAUUUAAGCUGGUGCCUGGACUUCGAGAACAGGAACUGCAGCGAGAGAUUGAAUUUUGGAAGAAAAACAAACCUCAAGAAAAUGGACAAGAUGAAAGCCCAAAAGCUGAUAAACCCAAAGGAGAUGAGGAGUAUGAUGAAAAUGAAGAGGAUAAAGAUUAUCACAGGAGUGACCCACAGAUUGCUAUCUGCCUCGACUGUUUACGCAACAAUGGGCAGUCAGGAGAUAAUGUAGUCAGAGGUUUAAUGAAGAAAUUUAUCCGCUGCUCUACUCGAGUGACUGUGGGAACUAUAAAGAAGUUUCUCAGUUUAAAAUUAAAACUUCCAAGUUCUUAUGAGCUGGAUGUACUAUGCAAUGGAGAAAUCAUGGGGAAGGACCAUACGAUGGAAUUCAUCUAUAUGACAAGAUGGAGACUAAGAGGCGAAAAUUUUCGGUGUCAGAACUGCUCAUCUUCGCAAGUCUGCCCACAGGAUGGCACUUUUUAUCAGUCUUACCCUAUGGUACUUCAGUAUCGACCUAGAAUUGACUUCGGUUAG
This is a messenger RNA of Indicator indicator, 789 nucleotides long. RefSeq names its product polycomb group ring finger 5 (gene PCGF5). Gene Ontology annotation, biological process: regulation of transcription by RNA polymerase II. The transcript has 9 exons. The record is from RefSeq and is a predicted model, not a curated record. Lineage: Eukaryota; Metazoa; Chordata; Aves; Piciformes; Indicatoridae. The coding region runs from base 19 to 789 and encodes 256 amino acids. Gene Ontology annotation, cellular component: PRC1 complex.